AUGGUUUGUUAUCGCUGUGGAGGUCUUGGCCACACGAGCCGCGACUGUCCAAAGCCGCCGGGCGAGUGCCUCUGUUUCCGCUGCGGGCAGCCCGGACACAUGUGGAAGGACUGCACCAGCAACGUGGACGCGAAGGACGCCCCGUGUUUCAUCUGCCACGAGCCCGGCCACCGCGCCCACAGCUGCCCACUCGCACCGCCGGAGGAAAACGUACGCCAGCCGUGUUAUCGCUGCGGGGCGGAGGGACACAUCUCGCGCGACUGCACAAACCCGCGACUUCCACGUUCUGAACAGCCGUGUUUUCAUUGUCAUCGAGCAGGACACUACGCACGCGAGUGUCCAGAGGUGAUUGACAGCGUAAAGUGCAAUAACUGCGGGCUCACAGGCCACAUCGCACGCCGCUGCCCAGAGCGCACAAAGACAGCAAAGGCAUCACUGUCAUGCUUCCGAUGCGGCGGUCAAGGUCAUGUUGCACGCAACUGCCAGAAUCCGCGUCCGCAAGGUGAUGAGCAGCAGUGCUACGUCUGUGGAGAGAAGGGACAUUUCGCACACGACUGCAAGAACCCAGGGAUGAUGAUCGUGUAA
Messenger RNA from Trypanosoma theileri, 585 nucleotides. Its product is annotated as poly-zinc finger protein 2. Gene Ontology annotation, molecular function: mRNA binding; translation regulator activity; zinc ion binding. Gene Ontology annotation, cellular component: cytoplasm. NCBI's taxonomy places the organism in Eukaryota, Euglenozoa, Kinetoplastea, Trypanosomatida, Trypanosomatidae. The transcript has a single exon. Bases 1 to 585 code for a protein of 194 amino acids. The record is from RefSeq and is a predicted model, not a curated record. Gene Ontology annotation, biological process: positive regulation of cytoplasmic translation.